AUGAGAAGACGCAGCAAAAGUACAGAAACCGUGAAAAUCACCAAUCCACAAACGUCAGAAGAUCAAAACAACUUUGUCCAAAUCCCUCUUGACGUAGUGAUCGAGAUUAUUGGGAGAUUGCCUUGGAAAUCCGUGGCGAGGUUUCUCGUAGUAUCGAAGUCAUGGGAAGCGUUUAUCUGUAGCCGAUAUUUCAUCACCUCGUUUCCGUUUGGGUCUUCUUUGUCGUCGCAGACUCGUCUCCUAACUACUUUCAAUGAUUGCAUAGGAAAACGCAAAUAUUUGGACUUCUUCUCGUCGUCUUCUUCAUCAACCCUUGGAUGUGAUGAAGAACAAAUCAUAUUUAAUCCCACUACUGGUAAGUCCAUAACUUUACCUAGAGUCGUAACCUGGAGAAAGAUAAUCAAGACUUAUUUCGGGUAUGAUCCAGUUAACGAUCAGUACAAAGUGUUGUGCUUGACGAAAAUCAAUGAUAAUCAUGGAUCUAUUCAUUUAGUUUACCAUCAAGUAUUAACAUUCGGAGCAAGAGAACCAUGGAGAGUGAUGGAUGAUUGUAGCAUUCCUCACUAUCCUUGGUCUAGCGGUUUGUGCAUAGAUGGUGUUUUGUAUUAUGUUGCUAUCACGGGGAAAGAAGUGUUGCUAUUUAGCAUGAUGAGAUUUGACCUAAGGUCUGAAAAGUUGGAUCUUUUAACUGGACUACCCGCAUCUCUUGAAGCUCCUGAUGCGUGUACUGUGUACUUUGAUAAAGUACAAGGAGAAAGUUGCCAUACCGACACGAGUUUCAGCAUGCACAUUUGA
This is a messenger RNA of Microthlaspi erraticum, 795 nucleotides long. Lineage: Eukaryota; Viridiplantae; Streptophyta; Magnoliopsida; Brassicales; Brassicaceae. The record is from the annotation of a GenBank genome assembly.